AUGGCUUGGGUAAAAACUAAUUCCUUUCUCAAAGGUAGAAUAUUGAAACCUUUUUUACCAAAUGAAAGACAUCCUCAUUUGAGAAGUCCUCACUUUGAGAACUUGUAUCCAGGUGAUCAAGUAUAUAUCUUUGACAUUAGGGAUGAUAAGUGGGCAAGGGGAUAUUCAGUGGUGAGACCUUGGCCAAAUGAGUAUAUUGCCACCUCAUGCAAUUUGGAUGAGUUGCCGGUGCAAAACAUUAAGGUUGUGAUUUUCCCUUUAGAUUUUGUCAAGAUUACUGGCGAAAUACCAUACCCAGAAUUAGAAGUGAAUGAAGAGUUUAACAAUAUAGUAGAUGCAUCUGCUGUUACCACUCUUGCUGACUCGGAAAAGAAUCACAAGGAGGCAACCGAUGGUGUGCAAGAAGUUUCCACACCUCGGGUCCCACCCCUUCCAAGUAGUAUCAAUUCAAUCGACGACUUAAGUGAUGAAAUUAUGUACACUUUAGAAUUGCUUACUUCGCAUAUCUUUGCUUUGUAUUCUAUGGGAGAAUUCAGACUUUUCACUAAGUUGGUACUGAUUUAUCACGCUUUAAACGAGACUAGAAUCAAAUUGUUGCAUGAACUUUUGACAGAAGAUGAGGCACAAGUUGCAAGGGAAACUGUUGUUUAUUUGUUCAACAAGAUCCCCAAAUUGCUUGCAUCAAAAACAGCUAGAAUUAAUACAAAGUCGUAUGAUUUAGAGAACGAGGGAACUGACGUUUCAGGAUACAAGUCUGUUUUAGCUAGAGACGCUUACAAUGGACGUAUUCUUCAUUGGGGUAACUCCAGUCCUGCAAGGAUUGCAUUAAACAGUGAGUUGGGUGCUCUCGAUCCUAAUUUUCCAAUCAAAGUUCAUAACUAUGCUGAUAAGUAUUCAUUGAAACCACCAUUGGGCAAAAACUUUAGUCACGAACCACCAUCUCACAUCUUGGUUGAUUUCAAAUCUGUUUCAGGCUCUUCUGCCUAUCAACCUCCUGGGUUUGCUGGUACCAUUGCCUACAUGUAUCUCCGUAAUUCACACAAGCGUUUGACCGAGGCUUUUGCCGUUCACACAGAUUCUGUGGAUGACUUGGUGAAUGUCGAGAAGAUCAGUGCAGCUUUGUUUAGGAAUGUGCCAUCGAGUGAGAUUGUCAACAACAAAGUCUUUCUUGUCACUGUUUUGACUGAAGAGGUUGACUUGAACUUGAAAAACUCUCAAGCACCCCUGGUAAGAAGAGUUAAACGUGGUAUUGCAGCAGGAGUUGCGGAUAUCACAAGAAUUUUUUCUCGCAACACUGGAUCGUUGCAAUCGGGUGAGGCACAUCACUUCUCCAUUAAAUUGUAUGGAUCCUACAUGAAUAAGCGAGGAGAUGCGGUUGAUGGUGUCGAAAACAAUGGGUGGGGUGAACUUGUUGACAGAAUCAUCGCAGGUACUAGUCACGGAAUUGCUGUCAAUCCUAGAGCUGAAAAACUUGUGGUAACUGUGAAGGAGUUUAAGCACCAGUUCAGUGCUUCCAAUUCUGAUAUGAUUUCAAGCUCGACUCCUAUUGCUAGAAUCAAACCGAUCUUUUUUGAUCCAUUAGCUGAGAACUAUGAGCGUAUUUACUUGAAAAUGAACAGGGUCAAUUUGAUUAAAGGUGGAUCCAAAGACGACUUGUUGACUUUUGAAAUCAGUACACCCAACAACGAACUUAUUACAUUUGCUAAGGCAUCCAAUCAAUUGGAAAAGAAACAUUGGCAAUUCAUUUCCGUUUUCCCUGGUGAGUCAAUUGGUGAAAUUGUCAAGGUUAAUGGCGUCUCUUUGAAGAGUCCAACAAAGAAGCCAUUGCGCGAUGAUUACAUAUUAUUAUCCUUGUACGUGAACGGGGUUUUGGCUGGUGAAGGUAAACUUUUGUAUAAAUCUGGCAACAGGUUAGUUGAGUUCAACAAGACGAAACCUCACGUUGUCGAUAUACUUUCUACCUCUCAAAACGCCCCAAUUGCUCGCGUUGAGCUUAACACGGAAUAUGUGGGAAAGGUUUACAAUUCAGACAUUUCCAUAGACAACAUCUUCCAGUAUGAAAAGUACUUCAAAUUGGGACAAAAGGGACUUGAUGAAUUAUCAAACUCAUUGGUGGUAUUCUGCAAAUUAGAGCUCUCACAGUUGCUUAAGUACUUUAAUGAGCUCUUUUCGUCAUUGCUUGGAAUAGUGGAGAACUCAUCCAAUCACAGUGGACUGACCAUUGAAAUCUUAGAAGACAACACAUUUAAAGCAAUCACUUACUUGUUGGAUACUUUAUUCGGGAAGCAGGACGAAUACUUUCAUUUGAUUGAUGAUUUUAUGUCAAAGCACAUAUACCAGGAACAAGUAGGUAUCUUUUUGAUCAAUAAGGUUAGUGAACUCUUUGGAAGAGCUUCAGUCAAUUGGAACUCAGUUGCAAGAUCAAUGUGCAGGGUCAGUGCCAUCUUGUUAAGAGUAGCUUUGAAGACCCUACAACAAAGCAGCGAAUUAGAUGUGACACUCAAUGCUUUAAGUGGUUUGUUCAUGUCCGUCGAAAAGUUUCUUUCCGUCGACUCAGCUGUAUUGGUGGACGAUCAAGUGUUAGUGUUGGAUAGUCUUGAUUAUCUUAUCAGUUUGAAAUCCCGCAUGGAAGAUCGUGACAUUAUGAACAUGCUGAUUAGAUUUAUUGACUCCAUUGGUCUUCGUGGAAUGGGUGCUGAUGAGUUAAACUACGAUGGAACUGUCAAAAAAGCAACCAAAGAACACAAGAUCCCCAUCAGUAAGCUUCUUUUGGUUUUGCGUUUACUUAAUGGGCUGCUUAUGGAAAAUGACGAAGUGAGGCGUGUCAUGCUCGGGAAGUCAAUGCAAUGGGCUGUUGAUACAUUCCUUGGUCCUAUGGAUGUUGAAGCUACUAGGUUGGGCUGUAGUAUUCUUAAUAGAGUUUGCACGAUUUUAUGGGAGAAAUGUUUGCCUUUGGGUAAAGAUUUAGACUUGUGUUUUUCAUUGGCAAAAUUCUUACCAGCAAUGGCACGAACCUUUAUCAGGUACAAUAAGUUUACCCGAGGAAACAACUAUUUCAAACCAAAGCGUAUCCUCACGCAAUUGUUCCCAACUACCUAUCCAUUUAACUCUUUCACCAUUGAUCAAUCUGUGAAUGACGAGCUGUUGGUUGAAGUUUUGGUAGAAUUAGCUUCUUGUUUUUCAUUUAUGGCCAAAGUCGGUAAAACUGCAGCUGGAAACGAGGGAUAUGGACGCAUUUUGACUACCAAGAUUGAUGGCGAUGUAUUUGAUCCAAACAAAUAUUUGGCAGCUGACUUCCAUGGUGAGGAUCUCUUGACAAUUAUCUCAGGAAUCAGGUAUAUUAGAUUGGGAAAAUAUUUUCCUGAAGAUAAGUGGCUAUCAUUGUAUGCAAUUAUUGUCGAUGGGUCCAUGUGUGCUUUGGAAUUGGUAAGACCAUUGAUUGUUUCGUAUCAACUUCCACCAAUUGAAGAGUCGGAGCAUUUCGAUAGAGUAUUAUGGGGUAACUACUUGAAAGCAUUGUUGAAGUUAGCAGUUUUACCUCCAGUAGCUGUUGAGCACUUGUCGAAUGUCCCUAGUAAGGCAUGUUCUGAGAUCACGCGCGAUGUACGUGAUAGAGCAGCGUACUUGAUCAAUGAAGCGUGGGAUGCAUUGGCUUGGCAGGCUACAGAAUCUGACAUCAUAAGGUUCAAUUUGAAUAAAUUUGGAGGGUACCAAGUUGAGUUUAUCAAUGACAAAUUUAGUUUGAUUUCGGAAUUGAUGAUGUUUGGACUUCAGAGAAACGAUGAAUGUCAAUCCGUUGCUGUCAAAAUGGUUUGGACAAUCAUGGUGUCUGAAUUUAUAUUAAGUGGUGGAUUGCAUGAAAUUGAGAAACAAUGUCUUAUUGGUCUUUAUGAAGUGUACCAAAAGGCUUCCUACAAACCUUCCAAAGAGGAUCAGGACAACUUCGUCAACAGAAUGAAAGCAACUAUUAGAUUGGAUCGCGAGGAUGAGGCUUUUGGAAUCUUUAACGAAUUCAUUCAAAAUCUUACUGCUUUCUGUUCAACAUUGAACUAUUACAUUAGUGUUCCUGUUGCUCCCGAGUUUGACGAGGACAGAAGAUUCCACAACAUUAAGUUGAGAGCACAAAUUAAGGCAGCUGGUAAACCGGAGUACUUUAACUCCUUCAUUGGUACCAUGUAUGAUGAUUAUGUUCGCGCAAACGAUUUUGUGCAAGCAGCCUUGAGUUUAGAAUUGUUAGCAUCUACGUAUACAUGGGAUCACAAAGAAAUUGUUCCCGCCAGUUUUAGACCUAAAUUUCCACAACAGACCUCAUUCGAAAGAAAAGAACUUUUGUUCAAGAUGAUGGCUACCAACUUCAUUAAAGGCAAAAGUCUUGAAAAGGCUGCCGACACAUUUAACGAAUUGUUGGAUGCUUAUAACGAGCACACCUAUGAUUUGAAAAGUUUUGCCUAUGUUCAUAACAAAUUGGCCCAGCUCUACUUGGACUUGGAGUCCUCAGAUAAGUUGGAACCAUCAUAUUUCCGUGUUGAAGCAAUUGGUACUGGGUUUCCAUAUUACAUGAGGGUAAUUUCUCAAAUCUAUCAGGGUUUGCCUUUUGAACACAUUACUUCAAUUCAUGAGCGUUUGUUGAAGGUUUUUCCAGGUGCAAUUAUGAUUAAUGAUGAUGCAGAGGCACAGAAGUUGAAAGAGGAGAAUGUUACUGGAAGAUAUCUUUUGGUGAAGACGGUUGAACCGGUUUAUGAGUUUUCGGAUAAACUUUUCAAUACAUCAUUUGGUGUCAGACAGUAUGCAAGAAAUAAAAAUUUGAGAUUCUUUAGAAGCUUGACUAAAAUUCCAGGAUCCACCUCUGUGUUUGAUUUGUGGACAGACCAAACUACUUAUGAAUCUUGGUUAAGUUUCCCAACUUUAAUGAAUCGAAGCUUCAUCAAGACAUCAGAGACCAUUAGAUUGUCGCCAUUGGAUAACGCUAUUCAAACUAUUACCAAAAAGAAUGACGACUUGAUUUUAUUGGAGAAUUUGAUAAAUACUGCAAUCAAAGACAAAACUGAUUACCUGUCUCAUUUCAGCGACUUGUCCAGGCAAUUGAGUGGAACUGUGGAUGCCCCAGUCAAUGGUGGCAUUGGUCAGUACAGGUUGUUCUUCACUGAUCCAAGGUAUCAAGAUAAGGAAGAAAAUGUAAACAAGGCAGAGUUACUUGGCGAAGCUUUCAAGGAUAUGGCAAUCGUAUUGAGUCGUUGUUUGGCUCUUCAUGGCAAAUUGUGUCCUCCAUCGAUGAUUUCGUCUCAUGAGGCUUUGGUUGAGUUGUUUGAACAGAAUUUCAAGGAAGAGAUUGAAAGUUUGAAAUUGGGAGCUAAUCAGAGUGAAGUUGCAUCAUCCAAAGUGUCACUUUUCCAUAGCAAGAGAUCAGACGCUUCCACUUUUAAUGAUAGAUCCUCUUUCCACAGUUCAAAUCAGUAUCAACCAUCUUCAGCUAGUGCCUCAAUAGCUGGAGCAAGGUUGGAGAGAUCAAACACCCAAAAUUCUUCACACUCCAACAGGUCUGACAAUAAGUCUUCCCAUUCGUCUGGCUUUACUAGUGGAAUGGUAUCAACUGCCCAAAAUAGUGGGGCUUCAUUUUCUCAGUUUUCAGGUUUAACAGGAAGGAAAAGUGUAGCAUCCGGUUCAGCAUCCAACAGGAAUGCACCAAAAAAGGUUACUGCUCUCAACGGUAGGUGGUAA
Messenger RNA from Lodderomyces orthopsilosis Co 90-125, 5718 nucleotides. RefSeq names its product guanine nucleotide exchange factor DCK1 (gene DCK1). Gene Ontology annotation, biological process: small GTPase-mediated signal transduction. Gene Ontology annotation, molecular function: small GTPase binding; guanyl-nucleotide exchange factor activity. Lineage: Eukaryota; Fungi; Ascomycota; Pichiomycetes; Serinales; Debaryomycetaceae. Bases 1 to 5718 code for a protein of 1905 amino acids. Gene Ontology annotation, cellular component: cytoplasm; plasma membrane. The record is from RefSeq and is a predicted model, not a curated record. The transcript has a single exon.